UAUAGAAAGAACAGCAAUAGCAAAAAAAAAAAACAGCAACAACAAAAAGACAGCAAAAUAUACGUAAACAAACUGGAAUAACAAGAACUAGAACAUCGAGACAGGGGUUAUAUUACCGAUGUCACAGGACGUUCAUCAUCAACCAUUAAAAUGGUUAGGUAAAUAGUAAGAAUAAGAAAAGAAAUGUCAGAAGAUGAAAGAAUUAUAGGGUAGAAGGUUAAAGGGAAACACUUAGAAUGUAUGAUAUUGGUUGUUUGAUCGAAAAUAUUCAUCCAGUUGCACGUCACCCUAAAAGAUAACUAUAAUUGGUUCAUAGAUUUAUGAAUAAUCAAUGACUUUGUGAAUCGAUUAUUUAAUUGUUCGCCAAGGAUCAUCUGCAGUGUGAAGGCAAAGUCUCCCAUUGAACCGGGACUAAAGCACAGAAGCUCAACCAUAAAACAAGUCUUUAUUUAAUUGUAGGGCUUCACCUUUGCACCGUCUAUAUCAGAGAAGAAUUUUGCUUUAUUUCAGAAGUCUAUUUAGGGAGCUUUCCAAAAUACAAUGUCGCUCAAUGAGUCUUGUCAUUUUAACUAUCAAAUCGUCAUGGGAAACAUAAAGGACUUGCAUGUUUCAAUUCUCAUCGCAACUAUUCUUCUUUCUUUGCUAAUCAUCCCCACAGCAGUUCUUAAUCUUCUUGUGUUGGCAGCAGUGUGGAGGAAAGCUUUGCUUAAGACUCCUUCUAAUGUCUUUUUAUGCAACCUUGCCCUAUCGGAUUUGGCGGUGGCUUUAAUUGGCGAACCAGCUAUGGUGGCAGUUAAGUUUAUUGCAAUGUCUAUUAACAAUGUUCAGAUUUCCUGCUACAUAUCUUCAGCAAUCACAACAAUCUCUGUUGCUCUAUGUUUUGUAUCGUUUUUAACUAUAGUUUUAAGUACUGUCGACCGCUAUCUUGCAUUGAAAUUCCACUUGACUUAUGCCUCUCGAGUAACACUUUUUCGUGUUACCUGGACCUGCGUUUUGGUAUGGGUUAUUUCACUUUUUGCUUCACUCGCCGGGGUGUUCCACAACACGACGUUCAAAUACAUUAUUACAGUUGGUGGUUCUGUUUGUGUUGCUACGAUGGCUUUCUGCUACACAAAGAUCUUUUUAAUUCUUCGGUAUCAUCACGCCAAAAUUCAAAUUCAGCGGCAAGUUCCAGGACGGCAGAUCUCACUCCCUGACCUGACACAUUUUCGAAAAAGUGUUGUAAACCUUUUCUGUAUUUUUGUCUGGUUUAUCGUGUCUUAUGCUUCGUUUGUCUGUGCUAUUGCCAUAGUUUCCUCAAGAGGGAUUUCUACUUCAAUUCAUGUUCUUCGUAUUUGGAGGUUUUCCAUUGUGCUAGUCUGUCUCAAUUCGACCAUCAAUCCAAUCGUAUAUUGUUGGAGAAUGACAGAAAUAAGAGAGGCAAUGAAAGAGACUUUAAUGGCUGUCUUGUCAAAGUUAAAGUGCUAUUGAUGAGCUAAUUAUGAACAGGAAUUAAAUAUAUUGUG
Messenger RNA from Exaiptasia diaphana, 1505 nucleotides. Its product is annotated as melanocyte-stimulating hormone receptor-like. The coding region runs from base 541 to 1470 and encodes 309 amino acids. The transcript has a single exon. Gene Ontology annotation, biological process: G protein-coupled receptor signaling pathway. Lineage: Eukaryota; Metazoa; Cnidaria; Anthozoa; Actiniaria; Aiptasiidae. The record is from RefSeq and is a predicted model, not a curated record. Gene Ontology annotation, molecular function: G protein-coupled receptor activity. Gene Ontology annotation, cellular component: membrane.